AUGAUCGCCACACUUUUCUGGUUCAUUUUCCUAAGUUCCACCAUCGCUUUUGGGCCUGUGGAUCUCUGGACUGAGAGGAAUGAGACUCUGGGUCCCAGUGAGCAGUGCUCCUGUGACUCCUUCCUGCCAGACAGCACAUUCCCCAUGAAAGAGCUGGUGCUCCUGGAGCAGACCAUGGUGCAGAUCAACCACAAGUUAGAAAUGGAGAUCAGCAAGGUUGAGAUGUUCGAGAGCAAACAUACCAUCUACAGUGAGAAGGUUGUCAACCUCACAACGCUAAUCAAGCAGAUGGAAAAUAACCCUGACUCCUACAAUGAGCUGCAAAUACAGGAGUUGAAGAUACAGAUCAAGCAGAUAGAAGCCCUGAGUUUAGAGCUUCAGACAUCCCUUGAGGUUUCUUCUACUGUGCUCAUCGGCAUCCGCAAAGAGAUCACCUCUAUGAUUGUUGUGCUGACUCAACUGGAAACCACAUAUGACAAGAACCUGCUACUGGUGACACGUAGAGAAUAUAUCAAGCUUCAGCAGAAACUAGAAGAAUGUGAGAGACAACACAAUGAAAUCUUCAAUCCUAAUAUAGGAUCUUGUAACCAUGGUGGCAUCUCAAGACUCAGUAAGCCAAUCAUUAGCCAGCUGAAUGCACACCUGAAUGCAGGCUAUCAAUAUGGAGGGUGGGGUAAAGAUUCAAACCCACGAUCUGGCUCUGAAAAUAUGUACUGGUAUGCUGGUUUCUCUGAUACGCUGGUUAAGAGUUUCAGUCUUUAUGCAGACUAUUACAGACUGAUCAUGAGACAAGCAACGAAAACAUAUGAGCUCUAUAUAAAUACUGCAAAGGACUGGCAGGGCACAGGUAACAAUUAUAUUGUACAUGGUAACACCUUUUAUUAUCAGUACAGAAACCCUUUCAGCAUGGCAAAGUACAAUAUGACCACACAGACCGCAGUGUACAGGGUGGUGCCAAAGGCAAGCAACAGAUUCUCCUACCACUAUUCACCCAAUCAGAACUUAGACUUUGCAGCUGAUGAGACUGGAUUAUGGGUAACGUAUGCUACAGAGGAGUCAAGGGGUAAACUGGUGUUGGGUAAGAUAGAUGAGGAAUCAUUUGCUUUAAAGGAAGUGUGGGAGACUAGUGUCUACAAACCAUCUGUGGGCAAUACCUUUAUGGUAUGUGGUGUUCUUUAUGCUACCAGAUCUGUGGAUAUUAAAACAGAGGAGAUUUUUUACACUUAUAACACCCACACGAGAAAAGAGAGCCAUGUUAGUAUACCAUUUGAGAAGUUCCAGGAUACCUAUGUGUACCUAGAUUACAACCCCACUGAUCAGAAACUCUACAUGUACAAUAAAGGUUAUUAUGUCAGCUAUCAUAUUUGGUUCAAGCAGAAUAUCUCUAAUAAACCACAGCUAUUGAUCUGA
Molecule: messenger RNA, 1410 nt
Organism: Electrophorus electricus (electric eel)
Lineage: Eukaryota; Metazoa; Chordata; Actinopteri; Gymnotiformes; Gymnotidae
Gene: olfm4.1
Product: olfactomedin 4, tandem duplicate 1
Biological process (GO): signal transduction
Source: RefSeq, a predicted model, not a curated record